Pseudophryne corroboree (corroboree frog) is the source of this 2516-nucleotide messenger RNA. RefSeq names its product TraB domain containing 2B (gene TRABD2B). Gene Ontology annotation, molecular function: Wnt-protein binding; metalloendopeptidase activity. Gene Ontology annotation, cellular component: plasma membrane; organelle membrane. The record is from RefSeq and is a predicted model, not a curated record. Gene Ontology annotation, biological process: negative regulation of Wnt signaling pathway. The transcript is spliced from 7 exons. The coding region runs from base 402 to 1946 and encodes 514 amino acids. NCBI's taxonomy places the organism in Eukaryota, Metazoa, Chordata, Amphibia, Anura, Myobatrachidae.
GAGUGACCGUAUCUGGGUGGGUCUGGCUGCAGGAGAGCUGUGUGGCUGCCCCCUCUAGUGGGAGGAGAACACUGACAAGGAGUUUAGGAUGGGACGCUGAGUAACUUGAAGUUCUCUUCCCAGCUGUUACAUGCUAGUGUGAUACUGACAUGCGGAGCAGCAGCCGCCUCCAUGCCCCUGUGUCUAUAGCUGCACCCUGCACACCCCUUUCCGCAGCAGCACCUCAUCUCUCUGGGAGCCCCCCCUUCACAUCAUUCCCCAGCCAGGGGCAAGGAGCAUGGAGGAGCCAUCCCCUCUGAGAGUGCACGGGGCAUUCCUGCAGGCUGCCUGAGAUAAAGUUCCCUGCACUUGUUAAAUGUGGAGAGAAGUCCUGUAAGCAGCGUGUCACUUACUGGGGGAAGAUGAGGACCUGGACAGUGGCUGUCCUCUUAGCAUGGUGCACGGUGUUGCUGCAGGAGGUGCUGGGCAGGAGGCUCCCCAUGGACACUGGUCAGUGUGGGCUGCCCAAGUCGCAAUCGGAGUUGAACUCUUUCUUAUGGACCAUCAAGAGGAAUCCACCUGCCUAUCUCUUUGGAACCAUACAUGUGCCUUACACCAGAGUCUGGGAUUUCAUUCCACAGAACUCCAAAAAAGCUUUUCAGGACAGCAGCAAUGUGUAUUUUGAGCUGGACCUGACAGAUCCAUACACGAUCUCGGCACUGGCCAGCUGUCAGAUGCUGCCUCAGGGGGAGAAUCUACAGGAUGUCCUGCCAAGGGACCUGUACCGGAGACUCAAGAGGCACUUGGAGUAUGUGAAGUUAAUGAUGCCUCACUGGAUGACUCCGGAUCAGAGGGGCAAGGGUCUCUAUGCCGAGUACCUUUUUAAUGCCAUCGCUGGGAACUGGGAGAGGAAGAGGCCCGUGUGGGUGAUGCUCAUGGUGAAUUCUCUGACAGAGUCUGACAUUCGCUCUAGAGGUGUCCCAGUUCUGGAUUUAUACUUGGCUCAAGAAGCCGACAGGAUGCGUAAGAAAACGGGAGCUGUGGAGAGAGUGGAGGAGCAAUGCCACCCACUCAACAGGUUAAACCUGUCCCAGGUUUUAUUUGCUUUAAACCAGACAUUACUGCAGCAUGAGAGUCUGAGGGCGGGAAGCUUCCAAGCCCCCUACACGACGGACGACCUCAUAAAACAUUACAACUGCGGAGACCUUAAUUCCGUGAUCUUCAACCACGAUACUUCCCAGGUCCCAAAUUUUAUCAACACCACUCUCCCAACAAACGAUCAGGUUACUGCUCAGGAGAUAGACCUGUACUUCAGACAGGAGCUUAUUUAUAAAAGGAAUGAAAGGAUGGCGAGAAGGGUGAUGGGACUCCUAAGGGAAAACCAGGACAAGAGUUUCUUCUUUGCAUUUGGUGCAGGACAUUUCCUUGGAAAUAAUACUGUGAUUGAUGUUCUAAAACAAGUUGGAUAUGAGGUGGAGCAUACCCCGGCAGGACAUCCGCUUAAGAAUACAAACACAGCUGAUGAGCUGGUGACAGAUGCCCCUUCAUUGAGGUACUUUGACCACAUGCCCUUCACAUCAUCUUUCCCUGAAGAUUCAGAUGAUGAGCUACUGCCACCUCACCUCCUUCUACCAGACAGUAUUAGCCAGCUGGAAGAAUUUGGGAAACAGAGCAACUGGCACCGGAAAUACCACAGAAACCAGCGUAGGCGGCAGUUUAAUGACCUCUGGGUCCGCUUGGAUGACAGUACAACCACAAUGCCUUCGAACACCAGAAAUAUCAAUGGAGAGGAGACUGCAGAGUCACUAAUUUGGCUCACCAAGCAGAAAGAUGGACAGACUGAUGUGUAUGUGGAGCUGUCGAACGUACGAAGCAGUACAGACUGCAAGCGCAUCCCGGCUCUCUCCUCCAUUUUACCUGUUAUAUUAACAUUAUGGAUCAUCACAGUGAUGAGAAUUACGUCUUGACACGGAGCUCUGCAGAUCCAGUCGGCACAUUCUUCAACGUAUAAUCCUGCCAUGAACUUUGCCUGGAUAAAUUCGCAAUGAAAGAAAAUAAAAAUCAGUCAAUGCAACCAAUUAAAAAAAUAUAUAAUAGUAUUAAUGGAAGAGAAAAUAAUUAUUGUUUUGCCUCCAGUUAAGACUUUUCCUUCGUACAGUUCAGAGUGGAGACGGCCAUUUUGUUUUGAGUGCUUAACCGAUAUUAAUGAGAAUGUGAACUAUACAUUCACAGUGACACCAUUGGGAAACAGUGACAGCAUUGAGAAAUGUAGCACAAAUUGCCAACUACCUCAGUGAUCGUAUUACUUAAGCCCACAAAAUGGCUGCGUCCACUGUGUUGUUGGCAAUCGGUGCCCUGUGUUACAGUAUUGAAUUAUUACAACAUAAAUAGCCAUGAACCUCAGUGUCUGUGUGUAGUGUAUAUAGUCAGAAAGGCUGGAUAUAAGAGCACAGCACGGAAAUAUAGUUUCUCUAACGUCCUAGUGGAUGCUGGGGACUCCGAAAGGACCAUGGGGAAUAGCGGCUCCGCAGGAGACU